UAGCAACCAUGUUUCAGACAGAACUGCUCAAUUCAAGAAAAAGAACAAAGGGAUAAAAAUGGCAAUCCUAAAACAUGGUUCUCACCUGGGAUUGCUGUUUCUCCUCACAUUCUUUGCUGGAUCUCUCCCUUUUCUGGCUGAAUCAGCUCUCAAGAAGUACCAAUUUGAUAUUCAAGUGAAGAAUGUGAGCAGGCUAUGCAAUGCCAAACCAAUUGUCACGGUGAACGGAAUGUUCCCUGGGCCGACGAUAUAUGUUCGGGAAGGUGAUCGGGUUCUCAUAAACGUCACAAAUCAUGCACAAUAUAACAUGUCAAUUCACUGGCAUGGGUUGAAGCAACAGAGAAAUGGUUGGGCAGAUGGACCAGCUUAUAUAACACAGUGUCCGAUUAAGACAGGCAACAGCUAUACAUAUGACAUUACUGUCACAGGACAACGUGGGACUUUGUGGUGGCAUGCCCACAUUCUGUGGCUAAGAGCCACAGUUUAUGGGGCUUUUGUUAUAAUGCCUAAACUACAAACUCCAUUCCCAUUCCCUCAACCAUACUUCGAGGCCAAUAUCAUCUUAGGAGAAUGGUGGAACUCAGACAUUGAAACCAUUGUUAAUCAAGCCAACAAAUUGGGACUCCCACCCCAAGCAUCCGACGCCCACACCGUCAAUGGCAAACCAGGCCCCCUCUUUCCUUGUUCUGAAAAACACACAUAUGCAUUAGAGGUAGAGCCAGGAAAAACAUACCUUCUCAGAAUUAUCAACGCAGCACUCAAUGACGAGCUGUUCUUCGCCAUAGCCGGCCACACUCUCACCGUCGUGGAGACCGACGCUGUCUACACAAAGCCGUUCACUACCUCCGCCAUUCUCAUUGCCCCCGGCCAGACCACCAAUGUUCUGGUUAACGCUGAUCAAGCCCCUGGCCGCUACUUCAUGGCCGCCCGCCCCUUCAUGGACGCUCCCAUUCCCGUCGACAACAAGACCGUCACCGCCAUUCUCCAGUACAAAGGAAUUCCCGCCACCGUCCUUCCUUCUCUCCCCACUUUGCCUCUCCCCAACGACACCAAUUUUGCUCUGUCCUACAAUAACAAGCUCAGAAGUUUGAACUCCGCUCUGUUUCCCACCAAUGUCCCACUCAAAAUCGAUAGGCAUCUUUUUUACACCAUUGGUUUGGGGGCAAACCCAUGUCCCAGUUGCCUCAACGGCACGCAGCUCACAGCUUCUCUCAACAACAUUACCUUCAUGAUGCCAAAAACAGGGCUUCUGCAGGCCCAUUACUUCAAAAUCCCCGGUGUCUUCACCACCGACUUCCCCGACCGGCCUGCAGUCCCGUUUAACUACACUGGCGUGCCAUUGACGGCGAAUUUGGGGACCUCUCUCGGGACGCGGCUGAGUAAAUUGGCGUUUAAUUCGACGGUUGAGUUGGUGUUGCAGGACACGAAUCUGCUGACGGUUGAGUCGCAUCCAUUUCAUCUCCAUGGAUUCAAUUUCUUCGUGGUGGGCACUGGAAUUGGUAACUUUGAUCCUAAGAACGACCCUUCCAAGUAUAAUCUGAUUGAUCCUCCUGAGAGGAACACAGUCGGUGUCCCUACCGGCGGUUGGGCUGCUAUCAGAUUCCGAGCUGAUAAUCCAGGGGUUUGGUUCAUGCAUUGUCACCUGGAGCUGCACACGAUGUGGGGGCUGAAGAUGGCGUUUGUGGUGGAGAAUGGGAAAACGGCCGCCGACUCAGUUCUGCCGCCGCCGCCGGACCUUCCGCCAUGCUAGUGCUUAGAUACUUAUACUAUACACUUCGAUACACAAACCAGUGGCUGAUACUCAUUUUUCAGAUUCUACUCUCUUCUUUUCAGUAUAAAUUGUUGUAUCUGCAAAACAAAAAACCAACUCAUGAUUGUGUUGUGUGAGCAACAUAUAUAAUGCCAAAAAUUUUUACUCUCUCCAUUCUUAAAUAUGAUGGGGAACCAAAAUUUGAAAUUACCCAUACAUUUCCCAAUACAAAAUUCAGGCUUUUUCUUAAAACUUUUAAGUUUAUGUUCAAAUAAGUCUUUGAAGUU
Messenger RNA from Momordica charantia (bitter melon), 2037 nucleotides. It is a transcript of the gene LAC11, whose product is annotated as laccase 11. Gene Ontology annotation, biological process: lignin catabolic process. Gene Ontology annotation, molecular function: hydroquinone:oxygen oxidoreductase activity; copper ion binding. Gene Ontology annotation, cellular component: apoplast. Lineage: Eukaryota; Viridiplantae; Streptophyta; Magnoliopsida; Cucurbitales; Cucurbitaceae. The record is from RefSeq and is a predicted model, not a curated record.